Actinia tenebrosa (Australian red waratah sea anemone) is the source of this 1935-nucleotide messenger RNA. RefSeq names its product beta-1,3-galactosyltransferase 1-like. Gene Ontology annotation, cellular component: Golgi membrane. Gene Ontology annotation, molecular function: hexosyltransferase activity. Lineage: Eukaryota; Metazoa; Cnidaria; Anthozoa; Actiniaria; Actiniidae. The record is from RefSeq and is a predicted model, not a curated record. Gene Ontology annotation, biological process: protein O-linked glycosylation.
UCGUCUGAGAUUGAACAUUAAUUAAAAUAUAGAACUCGUGGCAAAACAAGGUUUUUAUUCCAGUUACAGAUUUGAGAUAAAAUGGCGCUCAGGCUUCGUGUCUUGGGGCGAAAAAUUCGGGAGAAUUUAGCUGUUUUUGUCGUAGCAUUCUUUCUCGGUAUUGCUUUUGGGUUACUUAUCUUGUGCAGUCCGGAGACGCCUAAAGUUAAGGAAGAGAAACCCACUGAUAUCAGAGUUACAUCCGUGCCUGUACCAGAAGAACUAGUCUCGACACAGGUGACAGAAGUGAUGGAAAUAACCCAGGAGCCAACCGAGCCGACCGAGAAGAAAACUGAAAAACCAACAAGAAAGAUCGAACCAUAUCCUCCUCUAUUGAAGAAAAAAGGGUUUACCAUAACUCCACAGGACUGUCCAGAAGAUUUAUUCCUUCUUAUUAUUGUCGUAACUUCCAGUCGGAAUUUUCAAGCUCGUAAAGCUAUCCGUAAAUCAUGGGGCGAAGAUAACUCGAAGAAAAACGAGACCAGUAACGAGAGCUUUCGGGUGGUUUACGUCGUCGGUUCGGAUGACGAUCACGAUCGGCUCGUCAAAAGAGAAUCGAAAAGAUAUAAGGAUAUCCUACGUGGAGGUUUCAAAGAUUUCUAUCUUAAGAAUGAAGGGCAUUCGGUUAAGGUAUUAUUUGGUCUAAAAUGGGCUACCACAGCUUGCAAGGCUAAAUUUGUUCUCAAAGCGACAGACGAAAGUUUCGUCAACACCGAUGAGUUAAUUUCGUUUUUAAGAAAGAAGAACGAAGAUGCCAACGAGGGACUUUAUUUAGGGUUCUGUCAUGGACAUGACGUAGGAGGGGCCAAAGUUGUGCGGAACGAAAAGAGCCCGUGGUACAUUUCUGAAGAGGAAUGGCCAGAGAAUCGUCUUCCUCCCUACGCGUCGGGUAUGGGGAUUACCAUAUCUUAUGAUGUCGUGGAGAAGAUCGUAGAUUUGUCAGUUAAGGAAAAACUGAUCCAUAUAGAUGACGUUUAUCUCGGCAUAAUGGCUAAUAAACUCUCACUACAAUGUAUGGACGAAUCAAACAAAUUCGAUACCUCUUACACUACAAUGUUGACUGAAUGUGAAGACAUGAACUUCUGCGUUCUUGGCGGAGUUCCUCCUAGGGAUAUGUAUUAUCUUACUCAAAACGUCAAAAACUUGAAAGAUAUUUGUUGAUAACAAAUUUCAAAAUCGAGGUAACUUUGCGGUCCCAAAAUGAUGUAGUGGCAGACGUUACGGUUAAUGACCCAUGAGCCUCGCUUGCAUGCCCUCAAAGACAAAGACGUUUUUGACUUCAAGCACAUCUGUCGUUAUAUCUAUUUCUCUAAGACACGGAAAUUCCGGCAAGCAGAGAACAUUUGAUCAUAAAGUCGAUAUUUCUAAGAAGUUCCAGUUCUUUGUAUCCAUAAGAACAACUUUUUCCUUAAAAAUAAAGAAUCCCUGGAAUGCACUCUAGGAUAGGCCCCAAAAAAAUUCCACAAACAUUUUAUUGUUAUUGGAUAGAUAUUUCGUUUCCGGUACUAUAGAAGAAAAAAAACAGAUGAAAUUAAGUAGCUACAGUUGUUGAUUUUGAAGAUUUUUUGCGCGGCAUACAAUUAUGGAAAUACCAAAUUGUAUACCAGAGCUGAAAGAAGCGAGAAUGAGAGACAAACUAUUGCUAGCCUAUAAAGCCUUUAUUAUCAGAAUUAACUUGACUAUAUUAAAAGUUAGCCCCUAAAUAAUAACAUUUAGCAGUGGUAUGUCUCCACAGAGUAACUCUGCCUGUGGGCUUAUUUUUUCCCCAGUCCUCAUUGGUUURGAGGCUUGUUAGAAUGUGGGCUUAAUCAUUAAAGGCUGAGGGCUUAAUGAAUUUUCCAGAUCAUUGCAAAUUURUAAUUUUUUAUUUAUAAUGUCAACAGGGAAAAUGACUUU